AUGCCAAGCACGAUCAACCUGAAGAAAGCUGUUGAGUCCGCUGCUCCAGCCCUAAACACGUCCCAGCACCAUACAAACUCGAGUGCUUUGCACAGCAUCUACUUUGUCGGUGAUCUCCAGCCAUGGCCAGGCUUCCUCAGUGCUGUUCAGGCAUGCCAUGAGAACCGUACCUGGCGACAACAGACUCUGGGUUACAUGAUUCAAGCUCGAGAUCUGUAUGCGUAUGGAAAUGUCGAGGUUGGCGAUGAACACGGUGUCCAAGGCCGCUUCCAAAAGUUCUUUGGGGACGUACUUAACACUAUCUUCGAGUCACAAUCUACCACCGAGGAAAAAAUAAACAUCCGUUUCGCAGAUUUUAAAUGUAUCCAGUCUAUAUACCCCGGCACACCUGACGUGAUACUGAAGGACAUCAACCACGCCUUAAAGAUCGUGGGGGAGCUCAAGGCACCCUGGAUUGGCGAGCAUCAGAUGAAACGAAGGAUUGCCAAUAUGAGGCUUUUGAGAGAGACAUUGGCCCAGCCUAUCAUGUAUAUGAAGGAUCUGGGAUGCAUGUAUGGCUUUCUCAGCACAUACGAAGACACGAUCUUCUUGCGACAAGUCGUGGACAAUAAUGGCGUAUGGAGGAUUGAGUAUUCUCCUGUGAUCUUGUCGUCCACCACUUAUGAUAAACGCAUGACCACUUCCCCUGUUGUUUCUGUGAAGCAAUGUUUUUUCUAUGUGGGCCUCAAUACGUUGAACCAGGGGCCCGUCAAUAACAUGUCAACAGGGUGA
Messenger RNA from Penicillium robsamsonii, 771 nucleotides. RefSeq lists its product as uncharacterized. The record is from RefSeq and is a predicted model, not a curated record. Bases 1 to 771 code for a protein of 256 amino acids. The transcript has a single exon. NCBI's taxonomy places the organism in Eukaryota, Fungi, Ascomycota, Eurotiomycetes, Eurotiales, Aspergillaceae.